AUGGAACCGCUUAAGUUUCUGAAUUAUGAUGUGAAAUUUAAAGGUGAAAUUGUCAAUAACGGACAUUCUGUGCAAGUAAAACCUCACUGUAUAAGUAAUGUGCCAGAAAUUCGAGGUGGCGGUUUUGACCAAACUUAUCGUUUGGUACAGUAUCAUUUCCACUGGGGAUUACAUGAUAAUGAAGGUUCCGAACACACUUUAGCUGGCCUACAUUAUCCGGCAGAGCUACAUCUUGUGCAUGAAGGUCUUGCAAACCCCAACAAACUAGCCGUUGUUGGUGUCUUCCUUGUUCUUGGUGAUGAUGACAACGCUUUAUCUCAAGAAUGCAGCGUCCUCAAUAAAAUAAUCGAUCCAGCACAAAGUGAGCAAAUACAAGGAAUCCUUUUGGAUGAUAAGUUGCCAAAAAAUAGAAAAUCAUUUUGGCGAUAUAUGGGAUCUUUGACCACGCCGCCAUGCUCUGAAGUUGUUACAUGGACAAUUUUCACUGAACCCAUUGUUGUCACCAAAUUUCAGCUUGCACUCUUCCGAAGUUUGCAUGACAAAACAGGACAAAUAAUGAAAAAGAAUUUCCGUCCAGUACAAAAACUCUACCAGCGCGAAAUACAGUUUAUAGUAACUGCCUGA
Messenger RNA from Brugia pahangi, 624 nucleotides. The record is from the annotation of a GenBank genome assembly. NCBI's taxonomy places the organism in Eukaryota, Metazoa, Nematoda, Chromadorea, Rhabditida, Onchocercidae.